AUGCGUCUAAAUACUGAGGAUAUCCACAAUAUAGCUGUGGAAGUGGCUAAGGUAAUGAAGAAUGCACAAACCGGUAAUGUUAACCAAUCUGGAGAACGACAUGAAGAAAGCUCAGCAGCCUCCACGCCAGUUCAAAGGGAAGGAAUGGGCGAAAGGAAAAACACUAUUGCAACCAUGCCACUAGAAGGAAAAGGUGAAUAUCCCAAAUCAAAGGAAUGUACUUAUAAGCACUUCAUGUCCUGUAAACCUCAAUCCUUUGACGGAAGAAAGGGAGCACUAGAAGCUCAAGACUGGCUCAACAGAAUGGAGUCAGUAUUAGACAUAUGUGAGUGUGAUGACCGCAACAAAGUACGGUUCGCCGUACAUAUGUUUGAAGCUGAAGCCCUUCACUGGUGGAACAUUGUGGUCCGAACAGAGGGAAAAGAAAAGGUUAAGGAGAUGAAGUGGGAGGAGUUUAUUCAUAAGUUUCUUGCUAAGUAUUGUCCUCCCAGUGAGACCGAGCAACUGGAAGUAGAAUUCUUUCAGUUAAAAAUGGGAAAUAAAACCUAUCGAGAGUAUGUUUCUCGUUUCAACGACAUAUCUCGACUGGUUUCUUAUUUAGCAUUGACUGAGGAACAACUGAUCAAUAGGUUUAUUUGGGGUCUACCCUCUGAAAUGAGGGUGUUUAUCAAAUCCAAAUCCCCCAAGACUUUUGCAGAAACUGUUGAGGCUGGCGCCGUCAUGGCUGCCGAGAUGAUUCUGCGGCAGGCUGAAUCUCCCGCACCAAAAAGAAAGUGGGAAGAAAGAAAGGGGGACACCCGGAAUAACAACUUUAAAAGGCCUAAAACAUUUCCUCAAUGUCAAAUUUGCAAACGCUUUCAUACGGGGGAAUGUCGUUUUCCUUGUCCAAAUUGUAAAAAGACGGGUCAUGCUCAAAUGUGGCAAUUCACACUUCUCAAUUUUAAAUUUUCAAGGAAAAGAAGAAGUGUUUCAAAUGUGGAGAUCCUAACCACAUGA
Helianthus annuus (common sunflower) is the source of this 996-nucleotide messenger RNA. RefSeq lists its product as uncharacterized. Bases 1 to 996 code for a protein of 331 amino acids. NCBI's taxonomy places the organism in Eukaryota, Viridiplantae, Streptophyta, Magnoliopsida, Asterales, Asteraceae. The transcript has a single exon. The record is from RefSeq and is a predicted model, not a curated record.